AUAAGUGUCAUGUCAUAAGGGUAUAACUUAAUAGAGUACAAGGCUCCGACUAUAAAUCGGUAUAACCUAUACGUCACCAAGUUUCUCUCGAAUUUAUUUGUAGCUACUCAUCUUGCCUUAUAAGGAAAAUCUUGUUUAAACGGUGAACGCUUCAUUUUCGACUAACGAGGUAAAUCAUUUAAGUUAAAACAAUGUCUGAUCCUCGUAUAAGAACUCUAAAAAUUAAAACUGGAAUAGUGAAACGUCUCGCGAAAGAAAAAGUCACAUACGAAAAAGAAGCAGCACAGCAACGUGAAAGGAUACAAAAAUUAAAGGAACAGGACAAAGAUGGUUAUGAUAUAAGGAAACAAGAAGAAGUUCUUCAAGAAUCCCUAAUGAUGGUACCAGAUUGUCAACGACGUCUUGUUAAAGCAUUCGAAGAGCUUAAAAAAAUCUUAGAGACAGAACAAGAUUUGAAAGAAAUCGAAGAUUACAUCGAAGCUGAGAAAAUCUUACAAGAGGCAGAAGCUCAACUUCCUAAGGAGGGAGGGAUUAUGGAAAUGUGUUAGAAAGUAAAGUGUACUAAUUAUAUUAAAAAACUGCCAAAAGUUAUGAA
Molecule: messenger RNA, 595 nt
Organism: Nomia melanderi (Alkali bee)
Lineage: Eukaryota; Metazoa; Arthropoda; Insecta; Hymenoptera; Halictidae
Product: Tubulin binding cofactor A
Biological process (GO): post-chaperonin tubulin folding pathway; tubulin complex assembly
Cellular component (GO): microtubule cytoskeleton; cytosol
Molecular function (GO): beta-tubulin binding
Source: RefSeq, a predicted model, not a curated record